Molecule: messenger RNA, 1207 nt
Organism: Neltuma alba
Lineage: Eukaryota; Viridiplantae; Streptophyta; Magnoliopsida; Fabales; Fabaceae
Product: protein LOW PSII ACCUMULATION 3, chloroplastic
Exons: 9
Coding region: 11-991 (326 amino acids)
Source: RefSeq, a predicted model, not a curated record
CACCUUGAAAAUGGCAUCAUCCACAGCCACCAUUUCUUGCAUUUCUCCGGUUUCAGUUUCUUGGUCCAUUUUAAUUCCCGGUCCCAAGAUUGUCAAUUCGCGAGCUCCUUCACUGAAGCUUGAUGAGUUUAUUAAAAUACGAGGAGUUACUGCUUCUAGGAUACCUAGAUUUCGUAGAUUAGCUGCUUUUUCUGUGUCUGGAGAUGGUAGUGCCUCUGUCGAGAAGACUGAUGUGCCUUUCCCUAACGAUUACACGGAGCUUCUGGAACAGGCUAGAGUAGCAGCUGAACUGGCCAUGAAGAAUAACAAACAGCUAAUGGAGAUUGAAUUCCCAACAGCUGGACUUCAGUCUGUGCCAGGUGAUGGUGAAGGUGGAAUAGAGAUGACUGAGAGUAUGCAAUUGAUUCGAGAAUUUUGUGACCGGUUCAUUAGCCCAGAGAAAGCCUCGCGAACAAGAAUAUUUUUUCCAGAGGCUAGCGAAGUUAAAUUUGCCAGACAAUCAGUCUUUGCUGGAGCUUCUUUUAAAUUGGACUAUCUGACAAAGCCAUCAUUUUUUCAAGAUUUUGGUAUUUUUGAGAAAGUGAAAAUGGCAGAUAGAGUGAAGCCAGGAGAUGAAGUUUUCUUGGUAGCUUAUCCAUAUUUUAAUGUCAAUGAGAUGCUUGUUGUGGAAGAACUUUACAAAGAGGCGGUCUUGAACACUGCAAGGAAACUGAUCAUUUUUAAUGGAGAAAUUGAUCGUAUAAGAUCAGGGUAUUAUCCACCAUUCUUCUAUCCCAAGCUUGCUGCACUCAAUAAGACCCUCCUGCCUGUGAUGGAAACUGUUUAUUACAUUCAUAAUUUCAAAGGGCGCAAUGGAGGAACACUCUUCAGGUGCUAUCCAGGACCCUGGAAGGUCCUCAGAAGAAAGGGGAAUAAAGUUAUUUGUGUACAUCAGCAGGAUAAUAUGCCAUCCCUUAAGGAAGUUGCCCUUGAAAUUCUUCCGUCAGCUUGAGACGCCAGCAACUGGGUAAUGGUAAGCAAGUUCCGUUUGUUUCAUGCCAUAGGUAGUGCCUUCAAUUUAUUUUACAAGUGAUAUUGUAUAUAGCGUUACUCAAGUUGUGGGCAAGACCGGGGUUCACAUCUAAUCUAAUUGUUAAUUGAUUUACAAAACAUGGAGUUCAAGAAACGAUUUCCUUUGGCCGUAAUAUAAAUGAUCCAAAUAUUCCCA